UGAUGGCAAGUAUAUGAAUGUGGGAAGCGAUACUCAGAUCCGCCAACUUCUUUAUGGUGGCAUUCUUAACAGUAAGGACCCAAAUGUGAGUCUUCCUGAUGAGAAAACUUUCAAAGUUCCCAAUGUCAAUAAAGUGAUUGAAGAAGGCAAAAAGGCUUCCACUAAGUUUUGCAGUAUUAAGCUGUGUAGCCUUGGUGUUAAGCUCCCUGCUGAGAUUUACACUGCCACUGGUUGGCCCUUAGUUAAUGGUAAUGCUUUGAAAACCUUAGCUGGGAAGGUUUCUGCAGAAUAUGAUUUCACAGAUGAUACCAAUGAUGGUGAUAUCGACAAUUCUCCUGAAAAAAUGAUUGAUGUUGAUACAUCUGCAUAUGGAUCCGCUUUUGCAGCAUUUGAGGAUGAGGAAAAGGGGAGGGAGGCAUGCCAUGCCAUUGCUUCAUUAUGUAAAGUUUGUUCCAUUGACACUCUAAUAACCAAUUUCAUUCUCCCUUUGCAGGGGAGUAAUAUAUCAGGUAAGAGUGGAAGUGUUCAUUGUUCAUUGAAUAUCAAUACAGAAACUGGGCGUUUAUCUGCCAGGAGACAAAAUUUGCAGAAUCAACCUGCACUAGAGAAGGACCGGUAUAAGAUAUGUCAGGCCUUUGUAGCUGCCCCCAGAAAUUCCCUUGUUGUUGCAGAUUAUGCGCAGCUGGAACUCAGGAUUCUUGCACAUCUGACUGACUGUAAAAGCAUGUUGGAUGCCUUCAAAGCUGGUGGAGAUUUCCAUUCAAGGACUGCAAUGAACAUGUACUCUCAUAUCCGUGAAACUGUUGAAAAGAGGCAAGUUCUUCUUGAGUGGCAUCCUCGACCCGGUGAAGAGAAACCACCAGUUCCACUUUUAAAGGUAAAGUAAAAAUCUGUAAU
Durio zibethinus is the source of this 897-nucleotide messenger RNA. Lineage: Eukaryota; Viridiplantae; Streptophyta; Magnoliopsida; Malvales; Malvaceae. The record is from RefSeq and is a predicted model, not a curated record.